Molecule: messenger RNA, 6241 nt
Organism: Gambusia affinis (western mosquitofish)
Lineage: Eukaryota; Metazoa; Chordata; Actinopteri; Cyprinodontiformes; Poeciliidae
Product: regulator of G-protein signaling 3
Exons: 5
Coding region: 919-2403 (494 amino acids)
Cellular component (GO): nucleus
Source: RefSeq, a predicted model, not a curated record
UAGACAUCAGGUCAUCUCUGAGUCCAUUUCAGAACCGAGGGUACGAAUAUACAGAGGCCGGGUCGACUGGAACCAGAACCAUUUUUCUGGUAAAUCUGCAGGAGGCCAAACUUUUAGAUGGAAAAUCAAAUGAUGGAGGAAACAAGAACAUUUUGUUUGUUUCCAACAGGAAGUUAACAACUCACACCUUACUAAAAACUCAUGUUAAUAACAAAGCCAAGGCCUACUGUUGCUAAAUUAAGCAUAAAAACAAGCAAACAGAGAACCUUUGGGUUUUCCUGAAGAAACAGGAGAUUUCCAACCAACUGUGAGCUCAACAAAUCCAGCUGCUCAUCGCAGGUCAUUUAAACUGAAUAAUGGCUCAUUUGAAAUAUAUUCAAAUUUUUCAGAGGGUUUUUUGGGUCAAUAUCUUUAAGACAUAAUUAUCAAACUAGCAAGAGAAGAGAUUGAGGCUUGAAAUAUUCCCCUGUAUGUGGGAUAGAUUUGUAUAAUAUCUCAGUUUAAGUUACAUGAUUUAGAUUUUUAUAGCUGAACCUGUAGUUAAUCUACGUGUGGUUGUUUUUGUGUGGCCUCUGGAGUUCAUUUCCCGGGUGUUUUUCUAGUAAAAAUCAGGCAGGAAGUCUGACAUUUGGGAAUUACUGCUGUUAUUCUCUGAAAGCCAAAAUGGCGUCACGGCCCAGGCAGCACAUGUGGGCGGGAAAAUGUCGCUGCGCCUCUACUCGGCUCUUUUCGGCCAUCGUCGGAAAACAUGCGGAGCAGCAGUAGCAGCGAGCGACGUGGAGCGCGCAGCCGCCGGAGGAGCACCGCGACCUGGGAAAGAUUUCACCCAGUCUGCGGUCAGGGUGUCGGCGAGGGGAGCGGGCUGGAGGGUCGGGAACAGAAGAAUGAGAGAGGCUUCUACGCAGAGGGGCCGAAAACAUGAACGGGGCCGUUUACAUUUCGUUUUUCCAGGGCCAGCUGGAGUCCGUCCUGGAGCAGGUCGUUCAGCUCGCCGUCCAGGAAAUCAGCAAGUCGGUGGGCUCCAGCCUGAACGCCCUGCUGCUGGAGACGGCCGCGAAGGAGCAGGAAAACCGCCGGCUCCGCCUGCAGCUCCAGACCCGCGAAGGCCGAGGCUCGACCUCCCCGGAGGACGGAGGCUCCGCGGCGGGCGGUAGGAGCAGUAAGGCGGGCGACGAGCGGGGGGACGGAGGCAGGACAAAGCCCGAGCCACGCGGCGCCGGAGCGCGGGGGGGAGAACCCGCAGCGCCCGUGACGGCUGUGGACACCCGCCGCCUGGAGCAGAGAGGACGGGUCGUAGACCAGCUGAAGUCCGUCAUGGAGCAGGUCCUGGCCUUCGCGCUGCGUGAGCUCACCAAGAUCGUGGAGGCGUCGUUCGACGACCUGCUGCUGGAGAUCACCAAGAUGGAGGCGGAGCAGCAGCAGCUGGAGGACCAACUGGGGCGGAGCUCUGAGAGAGGGGGCGGGGACAAGCCCAGAGGGGGCAGGAGGCGGGGCUCCAUCAACGACUCGGUGUCGCCCAGCGGGUCCGAAGACACUCGGGAGGAACCGGCUGAGGAGUCCAAGGAGACGGUGCGGGCAGAUGACCCGGAGCCCCCCGCGGUUCCUCCUCCCGCCCAGGACUGGGUUCCCAUCCUGGACAAGGUGUUCGGUCAGAAGUGGUGCAGCGCCGUCUGGCCCAUCAAAGCUCAAGGUGGAGACAGUUGCCGUGGAGACGGGCCGGGGCCCAGCGAGGGCGGGGGUCACCACGACGACCUCGUCUCCUCCACCUCGGUGAUCCUGCAGCCCUCGCCCUCGUCCCCCCAGCAGGACCCCCGCUGGACGCCCCUGGAAGACAUGGAGGUGUUUUCUCCCGACGACGACGAAGCAGCCGACGGCCAGAGCAACGCCGCUGCCGCCGCACCCACCCCAGGGCCCACAUCCACCCCGGGGCCCCCGCUGAGCCCGUCAGGCCGGCGUUCCUCUGCCUCCAUGCUUCAUCGCCUCCUCACGCUGCCGUCUCAGCUGCUGGACGAAGACGACGAAGACGCCGCCGCCAAGGAGACGCUCAUCGCCCUGGCAACCAACGGCAGCAGCGACCAGCGGGACGACGCGGAGCCGACGGUCCGGGGCGAAGAGGACGAGGAGGAGGAAGAGGAAGAGGAGGAGGGGGACAAAGGGAGGAAGAAGAAGCGGCGGCGCGUUUGGUCGGAGUGCGAGGAGUGCGGCCGGCGGUUCAGCCGCAUGUCGCUGCUGAAGGCGCACCGCCAGACGCACGCCGCCGGCGACUCGGCCGCCGCCGACACGUCGUCGUCGCCGCCGGCUGGCGCCGCCUCGCCGCUGCACUGCUCCGAAUGCGGCAAGAGGUUCUCGUCCCACACCCGGCUGCACAGCCACGUCCGGACCCAGCAUCCCAACCAGUCCUGAGGCUUUUACUUUGAAAGGCAGCAGGAAGUGGGAUCAGCGAGGCCCAUUUACCUCGGAACCAGAGCAGAGUUCUGGUCGUGGAAACCGUAUCCGCCUGAUUCUGCAGCCAGAAGAAAAUUUUCAUGAACCUUUUUAGGGUUUAAAGCAGAAGAAUUUAACUAAGGGAACCAGAACCAGAACCAGAACCAGAGGUCCAGACCUGGGACGUCCGGUGCUGAGCUGCAGCUACCGUCAGGACAGCAGAACGGUUAGCCUGCGCCCAAUUUGACCAGAAUUUCUCUUUCUGACAAAGUAAGAAAAUAGAACGAGGUUCUGAGAACUUCCCGACCAGAACCAGAACCACUUGGACUUUGGGUUUUACAGGAAACCAGAGAGGAUCUCUGAUGUGCAGGACUCAGAACUUUAAUCCAUUUAGAGACCAUCUUGUUGAAUCUGAACCAACUGGACCCGGAGAACCGAGGCCCUCUUCUUCUUCUUCUUCUUCUUCUCCUUCUCGGUGUGUAAAUUAGUCCUCCAGGCUGACAGGAAGUGACCUCACGCCCUGAGGCUUCCCACCACCUGACGCUUUCUUUGGCUUCUCAUGUUGGAUCAGAACCGGGCUUUCUAAGUGCCACCGGACUCUUCCUGGUUACUCUCCUGGCCGGCGUCGUUCCCUGACCCCCGCUCUACUUUCUACUUCCUGUCGGCCAUGUUGCUUCAGAUGUUUACAGAGAGGAGCCGGUCGGUUGGCGGCGGCAUCAGAUCGUCACUGCCAGCAAGAUUUAAAGUCAAAACGAGCCGUUUGCUUUUCCCUCCCUGCUGAGCGGAAAAACAAAACGUCAGAGUAUUAAAAUAUAUAAAAUUAUGACAGAAAACUAAACAGUAAAUUAAUUAAACGUUUAGCACUUAAAUUAGAUGGUUGGUCAGAAAAGCUCUUAGUGUUUUAUAAGAUAUUACUAAAAAAUUAUGCUUAAAAUUAAAAUGUUCAUAUAUAAAAAAAUUUGUGCAAAAAAAACUAUUCAACCAUUUUAAGAUGCAAUAAAAUAUGAAAAUGUAAAUUUAAUUUACAUUUUUAUAUUUUCAUAAAAAAUGUUCAAAUUUAAUAUUUUUAAAAAUAUUGAUGCAAAAAUAAUUAAUUUGAUAAAUUAUGAAAAUAUUCAUACAAUUAUAAUGAAUGAAACAUUUUUAAAAAGAUAAAAAGCAAAUUUUAAUUAUUUAAAGAAUGAAGAUCAGAAAGAAAAAUCCUGAAAUUUACACUUUUAUUUUGAAAGCGAUUUGGAAUAAAAUGAUUGAUUUUAGUUCUUUUAAAUAUUGAAAUGAGAGACGUUGAGCUUCAUAUUAAUUUAUUGCUUUUAUUGGAGUUUUUGCCAUGACACAAAAAUCAUGAAUAUUUUACAUUUAACUAUAAUCUUUUAACAAAUUCUGAUUUUAUUUGUGAAGGCAGAAAAUGUCCUGAUCGCGACUCUUUUAUCCCUACGGUGAUUUUCCUGCCUAAAAUCACAGAUUUUCAAUUGUUUUUAUCUCGCAGGAUCAGCUGACAGAUUGAUCUCACGGUUCUCGGUUCUUCUCGUAAACAGACUCGUUUUUAUCUUUUCGUUUCUCGCCUCGUGAUGAACUCCUGGUUUCUAAUCGAAGAUGAAGGUCAGGAUCUGCAGAGCGUUUUGGGUUUGGUUUCUGCCAACCCGCCGUGUAAAAAAAAAAACAGAAAUUAAAAACCUUGUUGGGGUCGAUUUUACAAUUUAUUUCCACGUUUUUGCUUCGCUGACAUCCGAACUUCUGCGAACGCCGCGUGUUCGGUUGGACCGACUCGUUUGCACUCUCAGCCUCCACCGUGUUCACAUACCUCAUUUUUUACAAGUGUUUCUGUGUCCAAACAGACCCGAUUACCUCAGAUGUACAGCGCUGAUAUUUGGCUGCGUCGAAGUGGAUUUUCUUAGAGUUUUUUAAAGCGAAUCGUUUGUUGUUUCUGUUUGGGUGGGUGUCAGAAAAUCACACGAGAACCUGAAGCUGUUUGGUAAGAAACAAACAUUUAAAUGUUAGAAUCUGAGGGAAGACAAAUAUUUAUUCAUUUGCUCUUGGUAGAGAUUUAUUGACAGGAUUCGUCCAAAUAGAUUUUUAAAUCUGAAGGAAAAUAAGUAGAAAUGUAUGGAAGCUUAUAACUGCCAGUACUCGGAUAUAAAUUCAGAUAUAAAUCUUGUUUCUCCUUCUCAGUCCCAGCAGGUGUUUUACUGUUGCAACAUUUACUUAGAGGAAAAUAGUUAGAUUUUUAUCAGAUAGAAACCUAUAACGAGGUUUUUAAAUCAUGUUAAAGCAAAAGUUUUCUCCUUUCAAUGUAUUUUGUUAAAACAAACGUUUUAUUUCAACUUUAUCAAAUCUUUAGUCUUAAGGGAAAAAAGCAUUUAGAUUCAAAAAAAACAUUUUGAUGCAAAAAAAUUUUCUAAGGAAAGCAAAGUUCUUGUGAUUAAUUGUAAUUUUUAAUUUAUAGGUUGAUUUAUUUUUUAAAAUAUUUUAAAUCAAAUUAUUUUAGUUGCACUCACCUUCCAUACUUUAUUUUUGGUUUGUAAAUAAACUUAAAUAUCACAAAGAUUUUUCAUAUAAUUUUGGGAAUAAAAAUGUUAAACACUUUAAUUUGGGAAAAGAAGAAAAUCAUGUAAAAUGCCCCCAAAAAUAUGAAAUAAGUUGCUAAUUUUCACCAUGAACGAUUUCCUGAUGCGUUUCUUUUACCAAACAGCUUCAGUUCAGCGUUCUGAUCCGGUUUCGGAGGAGAACUGGAACCAGCUGAGUGUUACCUGGAGGUUACCUGGUGUCCUCCAACAGCCGCUGUGAUCAUGUGACCUCUUGAACCAAUCACUGCUCCUCCUGUCAUGUUUACAAAGCCAUGAGAGAGAAACGCACCCGUGUGGAAAUUAAAACAUCGUAGCGAUCUCUUACCCAGAUUGUUGUAAAAUCAAAAUAUUCCCAAUGUAAGCCAACAUUUAGGAACAUUUUAGCAUAAAGUUUGAUUGAUCUGAUGUAAUACUUCAGAGAUAAAGCAAUAAUUUAGGUAUCUGAACCAUUCAGUCAGUUUUAAAGUUUCCCCGGUUGAGCCGAUUUCCGGCGGGUGCGCGUCUCUCCGUCCGACGUUUCUACAGGAGGCUGGGCGCCGUGACGUCGGGUUCAUGUCGUCCUCUGAGACGCAUCCAGACGCCGUGAACGUGUACAUAACUCAGCUGUUUCUGUUUUAUUUGAAGAGAAAACCAUGUUACUGUUGACCCUCCGGCAGCGAGCGCCGAGGCGUCUCAAAAGGUCAGCUGAGCAGGAGCGGACAGACGGACGGACUCUCGAUCCUCCUGAUGUUCGAUGCAGGUGUGAGGGUGAAAGGGACAUUUUUAAAUAUCCUUAAUUAGAUUUUUUUUACAGAACUAUCUGUUUUUAUCAAUGCAGCCAAACGUGACUGAUGUUCAUAUUCUUAUGGAUUUCCUCGUUGUUUUUGUACUUCGGACAUCUUGUUUCUACUUCCUGUAUGAUGUCGAUGAACUGUUUGACAAAGAAAGUUCAUCCCUGUGUUUGUUUGGAUUUGAUGCAAUACUUUUAUAAAAUAUAGCGUGUUUUUUGUAAUUCUGAUGAAUCGAUGUAAACGUUUCUUCAGUCUGAACAUGAGUGAUGAAGAGCAUGAAGCCUUCAGCCUUCAUCAGAAGAAAUGCAGACCAAUCAUCAGUUUGUUUUAAUUCAUGCUCUGUCUGUUAUUUAACUGGUGAUGUGAUGACGAUGAAGGCCACGGUGGAGGUGUUUUGGUUUCGUUUCUAAUAUUUCUGACCUGUUUUAGUCGAUGAGACCGGGUACUUUUAAUGGAAAAACCUAAAUAAAUGUUCCCAACACA